This is a messenger RNA of Notothenia coriiceps (black rockcod), 1218 nucleotides long. It is a transcript of the gene rem1, whose product is annotated as RAS (RAD and GEM)-like GTP-binding 1. NCBI's taxonomy places the organism in Eukaryota, Metazoa, Chordata, Actinopteri, Perciformes, Nototheniidae. Bases 20 to 964 code for a protein of 314 amino acids. The transcript is spliced from 4 exons. Gene Ontology annotation, molecular function: calcium channel regulator activity; GTP binding; GTPase activity. Gene Ontology annotation, biological process: negative regulation of high voltage-gated calcium channel activity. Gene Ontology annotation, cellular component: plasma membrane. The record is from RefSeq and is a predicted model, not a curated record.
AUGCCUGUACCGUAGCACCAUGACCCUGAACACUCAGAGAGGGAAGGAGCCCCUGCGGCGGAGAGGCAGCACGCCCAUCCCCCCAGCCCACUUCUACAAGCACCCAUCCUUGACCCAAGACCCUCAGGACCCCCGGCUUCCCAGGAGAAACCACCAGGAGCCCGAGCCCCCCCACCCCCAGCGCAGCCACCCUCCCCUGGGACAGUCUGCGUCCUACCACCCUGGAGACAAGUCCCUGCACUACCGAGCCCAGUGGAGCUCGGACUCGGACGACGACUCGCAGAGUGACUCGGACUGUGUUUACAGAGUUGUGUUGCUAGGCGACCAAGGUGUCGGAAAGACCAGCCUGGCAGGAAUCUUUGCCGGGAUCACAGAGAAAGAGGAACAACCUGGAGAAGACUCAUACGAGCGGAAACUGACAGUAGAUGGAGAGGAAACAACACUCAUCGUCAUGGAUACCUGGGAGAACGACAAACUGGAGGGGGAGGAAGACUCCUCGCAAGACCCCAGUCUGAAGGUCGGGAGUGCGUACGCCAUCGUCUACUCGGUCACCGACCGUUGCAGUUUUGAAGCCGCCUCUGAGCUACGGAUCACUCUGCGACGCACCCGCCAGGCCGAAAACAUUCCCAUUAUCCUUGUGGGCAACAAGAGUGACCUCGUCCGGUCCAGAGAAGUCUCUGUGGAAGAAGGCCGAGCGUGUGCAGUGGUGUUUGACUGUAAGUUCAUCGAGACGUCGGCGUCUCUGCAGCACAACGUGACCGAGCUGUUCGAGGGCGUGAUCCGACAGAUCCGCCUCCGUCGGGGCGGCAGCAAAGCCGUUCAGCGCCAAACUUCCUUCUACAAGCGCAAAGAGAGCAUUACCCAGAAGGCUCGCCGCUUCCUGGACCGACUGGUGGCACGCAACAACCAGCGCAUGGCGGUCAAAGUGCGCUCCAAGAGCUGCCACGACCUGGCCGUCCUCUGAAGACUAGAAGAGACAGGUCGGACAUUAUUUGACUCAAUUAAGUUCUCUGGUUGUAAUAACUUGGACAAUGGCGUUGUUUUUCCUGUUCGGUCAGCAAGUUGAUGAUUCAAAUCAAAGUCAAUGGACAGUCGUUGGGAACAAACACUGUUUGAACUUUUGGUUUCCAAAUAUUUGGGACUUUUUCUCCAGAUGAUCUGAAAAAACUGACUUUCAAGGAUCAGCACUGUUGCGUUGGAUGAAUGACUGUGUGUGUG